Messenger RNA from Andrographis paniculata, 2502 nucleotides. RefSeq names its product G-type lectin S-receptor-like serine/threonine-protein kinase At4g27290. NCBI's taxonomy places the organism in Eukaryota, Viridiplantae, Streptophyta, Magnoliopsida, Lamiales, Acanthaceae. The record is from RefSeq and is a predicted model, not a curated record. The transcript has 7 exons. Gene Ontology annotation, biological process: protein phosphorylation; recognition of pollen. Bases 1 to 2502 code for a protein of 833 amino acids. Gene Ontology annotation, molecular function: ATP binding; protein serine/threonine kinase activity.
AUGGCAGGCGUGAUUUGGUCGGUGAUGAUCUGGGUAGCGUUGUGUGUGGCGUCGGUUGUACGCAUUGAUUCGUGCAAUCAUACCCUAAGCGUGCACCAGAAUUUGAGGCUGGGGCAGACCUUGGUGUCGCUGAACGGGAGGUUCGAGCUGGGGUUCUUUAACGUGUGUUCCGGCGGGAGAGACGCCGGCGGCGCUGAUUUGAGGUAUUUGGGGAUAUGGUACAAAGGCAUCGAGCCAUUGACGGUGGUGUGGGUCGGCAACAGGGAGAAGCCCUUGCGUGGGAAUGACGUCAAGCUGUUCUACGCUCCGGGGGGGAGUCUCAUGGCACGUGACCAGGAAGCCACGAUGAUCUUUGUCGCGAAAUUGAAUCAGACUCUGGGACGGCCAUUGCUCCUGCUCGAGAAUUCAGGCAAUCUUAUCUUAAGAGACAUCGAAAGGCAGCUCGACAGGCCUUACGUUUGGCAAAGCUUCGAUUACCCUUCCGACACGCUGCUGCCGGGGAUGAAACUCGGCUGGGACAUGAAAACCGGGGCGAACCGGGUUCUGACAUCCUGGAAGACGUCGGAGGAUCCCUGGACCGGCGAUUUCGUGUUCAGGAUGAGCACGCCCAAGUCGCCGCAGCUGCUGCUCGAAAAGAAAGGGUCAGUACAAUCCAGGUGGGGUCCCUGGAACGGGAAGAGAUUCAGUGGGACAAACAUCAAGGAAAAUCAGGUUUUUUCGAUUGUUUAUGAAUCCAGCCCUGACGAGAUUUAUUUCACGUUUCAAGUGACGGAUGACUCCAAUUUGCUGAGAAUGAUGGUCACUCCCAACGGUGCAAUACAGUUACUGAAAUGGAAGAACAUCUCCCAGGGUUGGGUUCCAAUGGUGGCUUUAGACCAGGAUGCCUGUUCCAGAUAUGCUUCCUGUGGACCUUACGGGAUCUGCCAUGGCGAUGAUUCAAGUUGCCAGUGUCUCAAAGGGUUUGUGGAGAAUUCACCAAGUGAUUGGGGAAGAUUGGAUUGCACAGAUGGGUGUAGGAGAAGGACAGCCCUUAAUUGCAGUGGUGGUGAUGGUUUUAUGAAGUUUUCUGGGGUGAAACUGCCUGAUAACUUCACAAUCUGGCAGGGUUUGAACCCUAAGGAAUGCAGUAGUUACUGCUUGAAGCAGUGCAAUUGCAUGGCUUACACAAGCCUUGAUGUUUUCGGAAAUGGGAGCCAAUGUGUCGUGUGGUUCCAUGAAUUGGUCGACAUGAGGGAUUCCCCCAGCCAUGGAGAUGAAAUUUAUGUUCGGAUGGCGCGUGCUGAAUUAGAUUCUGCAUCCCAAAAGAAGAAGAAGAGGAAUAUUAUCAUAUCCUGCAGCUCCAUUGGGUCAGCAAUAUGUGCACUGGUAAUUUGGUAUUUCACAAGAAGAUUCAUAUUAGCUUGCUUCAUGACAUGUAAACGAGGGCUACUUGCUGGACUUGGAAAUAGAGAAUCCAUGCCGAAUGACAACGAUGAUCAGAUUGUCAAGGUAUAUGAUAUGGCCACCAUAUCUGCAGCAACAAAUGGGUUUGCCACAGAAAAUCAGGUUGGCCAAGGAGGGUUUGGUACAGUUUAUCAGGGCGAAUUACCAGAUGGGCAAAAAGUUGCAGUGAAGAGACUGUCGAAAAACUCCCAUCAAGGAGUGGAUGAAUUCAAGAACGAAGUCCACACCAUUGCACAGCUUCAGCACCGGAAUCUCGUCAGGCUGUUGGGCUGCAGCGCCGCCGGAACCGAACGGAUACUUAUCUACGAGUUCUUGCCCAACAAGAGCCUCGAUCAAAUCAUAUUCAGUAACUCCUCAUCUAGAAAGCAUCUUCUGCAAUGGGAAAAACGAGCGAACAUCAUCAAGGGGAUUGCUAGGGGACUGGACUAUCUUCACUUGGGUUCGAGGUUGAGAAUCAUCCACCGGGACCUCAAGGCGAGCAACGUGCUGCUCGAUGAGGAUAUGAACCCUAAAAUAUCCGACUUCGGCCUGGCGCGCAACUGCGAAGGAAUGGAGGAAGAAGAGACUACCAAGAGAGUGAUUGGAACCUACGGAUACAUGUCGCCGGAGUAUGUGAUUGAGGGCCAUUACUCUCUAAGAUCAGAUGUCUUCAGCUUCGGCGUGCUGGCAGUCGAAAUCAUCAGUGGCCAAAGAAAUUGGGGUUUUCAUCAUCCAGAUCACGAGUAUAACCUAAUUGGACAUGCGUGGAAGCUGUGGAAUGCAGGGACGGCGUCGGAGCUGGUGGAUCCUGCGGUGGAAGAAUCAGUGGUCAUGAAUGAAGCCAUUCGAUUCAUCCACGUGGGGCUGCUCUGCGCGCAGCACAAGGGCGACGAGCGGCCGACGAUGCCUCAGGUCGUCGGAAUGCUGGAGAAUGAGAGCAUAGCAUUGCCGGAGCCCCAAGAACCUGGAUUCUUCACGCAGAGAUCGGCGGCGGGAAAUGCCGGUGCGGGUCUCGCCGCCGGUUGGACCCAGGGAAGCGUUAAUGGGCUCACGGUGACGUCCAUAUCUGCAAGAGAGUGA